AUGAGUAAUUCUAACAUAUACCUCACUUCUCCAUGUAACAUGGCAUCUGCCUAUAGUAAAUGUGCUAGAUACAUGAGAAAAAUAUUCAAAUUUGACCAAAUGGACUUUCAGUUUGCCAUGUGGCAAAUGUUUUAUUUAUUUGUUAAUCCCCAAAAACUAAUAAAAUUAUUUAGGGCUAGGAAGCAAGCGAAGUCACAAUACGCAAGAGACGAUCCUGCAUUUCUAGUUCUAUUUGCAGGAGCGCUUAGUAUAACAACGAUAGCAUUCUCGAUAGUUCUCCAGUUAUCGUUUUUCCAAUUUAUCCAGAAUUUACUGUUUGUAAUUUUUGUAGACUGUAUCGGAGUAGGUGUAGUGAUAGCCACAUUUUUAUGGUACAUAACAAAUACCUUUUUAAAACCAAAAACUAACCCUGAAGACGUUGAAUGGGGUUUUUGUUUCGAUAUCCACCUCAACGCUUUCUUUCCACCCUUAAUAUUAUUGCACUUUAUUCAACUAUUCUUCUACAAUGGAAUCAUCAGCCACAACUGGAUGAUAUCUAUCGUAUUGGGGAAUACGUUUUGGUUAUGUUCGUGUCUGUAUUAUUUUUACAUUACGUUUUUAGGUUAUAAUUCUUUGCAAAUGUUAAAUAACACAAGGUACUUUUUGUUGCCUGUACCUUGGAUUGUGUGCUUCUACGUCAUCAGUUUGUUAAUGCAUUGGAAUAUUACUCAUAAGGUCAUUAAUUUCUAUAGACAUAUGUAUAUGUAACUACUAAUAAAUAUUUUUAGAAUAA
Messenger RNA from Diabrotica virgifera virgifera (western corn rootworm), 772 nucleotides. RefSeq names its product protein unc-50 homolog (gene Unc50). Gene Ontology annotation, cellular component: Golgi membrane. The coding region runs from base 1 to 747 and encodes 248 amino acids. NCBI's taxonomy places the organism in Eukaryota, Metazoa, Arthropoda, Insecta, Coleoptera, Chrysomelidae. The record is from RefSeq and is a predicted model, not a curated record. The transcript has a single exon.